This is a messenger RNA of Entrophospora candida, 822 nucleotides long. The record is from the annotation of a GenBank genome assembly. NCBI's taxonomy places the organism in Eukaryota, Fungi, Glomeromycota, Glomeromycetes, Entrophosporales, Entrophosporaceae.
AUGAACAUAUGGGAUUUAUCGUCACUUUCCUCACAUUAUUCACUUCUUCGUCUUGUAUUUCUUGAAGAUCCUGAAAGUUUUGCAGUCCCUAGAACUGAUUCAUCUAUAUUUUAUUUAAUGGUAGAUUCAGCUCCAACUGACCCAAGAUAUGUACAUGCCACUGUUAUUGUUAACAAUAAUUUAUAUGUUAUGGGUGGUAACAAUAAUGGUCAAUUAUCAAGAGAAUUUUUUUCUCUUGAUUUGUCACAACCAUUUGAUGCAACAACUCCACCAUGGAAGGAUUUAACUGCAACUUCACCAUUGCCAGUAUUUAUAUCAUGGGCUAAAGCUAGUUCCAACACUAAUAAUGAUACAAUAUUUUUAUUUGGUGGUAUUAUGGUUGAUACUGUAACUGGUGAUUUUAAUUUGAAAAGUGUGGUUUACACUCAUGAUUUUAAAAGCAACCAAUGGUUAGUAAACCCACCUGCUAUUCAAGGAAUGGCUCCUGAAAGACGUAGAGAAUUUGCAAGUGUUAGUGAUCCAUUGACUGGCAAAUUAUAUAUUCAUGGUGGAGGAAAUGAUAUGAAAGUUCCUAAAAGUGUUUUGUUUAAUGAUUUUUUUAUUCUGGAUGGAAAUAAUUUAUCCUGGAGUCAAAUUGGGAAAACUGGUCUAAAUAUACCACCUAUUAGAAUUGAUCAAGCUGCUGUAUUGAUUGUUAAUGGAGUAAUUGUUUUUAUUGGUGGAAGAGAAAUGAUUACUCCUAAGGCUCCUCUAACUGCACUUACAUUAUAUGAUACUAAAGCUGAUACUUGGGAUUUAAUGGUAAUUAUUAAUUUAAUAUGA